Messenger RNA from Aspergillus ruber CBS 135680, 1552 nucleotides. Its product is annotated as mitochondrial 54S ribosomal mL50 protein. The record is from RefSeq and is a predicted model, not a curated record. Lineage: Eukaryota; Fungi; Ascomycota; Eurotiomycetes; Eurotiales; Aspergillaceae. Gene Ontology annotation, cellular component: mitochondrion. The coding region runs from base 44 to 1213 and encodes 389 amino acids. The transcript is spliced from 3 exons.
AUUUUCUAGGUGAUUGUCAAUUAAACGACCCCCAACCACAAACAUGCGACCCUCGGCACGUCUACUGGGCCUGGAGGUCCCCAGCUCGCGAACCCUCUAUGUCUGCUCGAGCUGCCGACAAGAAGCCCGUCCGCGGCCGAUCCUAGCUCGCCAAUUCCUGCGCAACGCCUCGACUUCUUCCGGCUCGACUCCGCUCACUGAGAAAGUGCGCCGCAAGCUCUGGGGUACGGAAAACCCGCCUGGUAUGAAGGAUCCGUAUGGUGGACCUGGUGCAUUGGAGAAGAAGUUGAGGGGGAAUCAGAAUGUUCAAGAGGAGGGUGCUGGUGAGAUUGUGGAAGCGGCGGAGCCUGCUGAGGUUGCGGAGGCGGUUGGGAGGGAGGAUGCUGAUUAUGUGCCUGCGACGUCGUGGGAGGGAAUUGAGAAGAUUGGGCAUCUUGGGGGGUGGGAGAAUUAUCCUGCUACUCAGUCUGAUGAGUAUAGCCCAUUCAUGCUCAAGCAAAAACUCACCAAGCGCGAACACAUCUACCUGGCCGCUCACCAAACCGCCGUAGAACUUUGCCUACUGCACGCCCUGAAGAAGCCAUUGGCGAGCAUCUACAAUGUUGUCGAGCACGACAAGUCCGUUUUCAAGAUGAUCUGGAAAUGCAAGAUUCAGCCGGGUGCCAAUGGCCAAUGGGAGGGUGUCGUCUACCCCAACAAGCAAACUGAGGCUGCUCUGGUUUACAUUUUCGAGCAGAUUGGUGGUCAGCCUGAGGGUGCUGUUGCGGAGGCCGCGGGCGAGACUGAGCAGGCUGAGGCUGAAGCUGAGGCUUCGGCGGAGGAGUUGGACGAGGGUGCUUAUGUGUCUGAGACUUCCGGGCUUCCGUUCUUCGGGUACCAGGAUGUUCGUGACAAGGGGUUCCUUUCUUUGGCUUUAAAUGAUCCCGCUGUCAAGUUUGCCUUCCUGAAGAGAUUCUCCCAGCUCAGUGGUCAUUUCCCCGACCCUAUCAUCCACCCGACCUCCAACGUCAAGGAAGUUGUAGACCUCAUCCUGAAGUCCUUCAAUCCCAAGCCUACCAAAUUGGCCGACCAGCUUUUCAACAAGGCCAGCCUUCAGAGCCGGUCGAAUGUCAAGAUCUUCGCCAAGAAGCAGAGGUCAUCAGACCGGGAUGAGGAAAUGGGGAGGAAGAAGGUUAUCGAGGCUGAGCUUCGUGCCCGGGGUCUUAUUGCUUAAUUGACAGGCAGAGGAUGAGAUAUGUUUGAUAUUGGUUUAUGUCGUAUAUGUAGUAUCUUUUCUCUUCUAGCAUGUCUUAACAAGAAAAAAUGCUUGUACAAUAGAUGAUUUUGUGUUAGACCAUCCUCUAUUCAAGAUUAUAGUAUAUACUACGGUCCAGUAGCCGACUCCUGCGCCAAACGCCUCAUCCAGAAUAUAAAAGAAAAUCACCUCUUCGCUCCAGCAGGGAUCGAGAACCCUCUCGUCAUGAAAUCAUUACCACUCUUCUUACCAUCCUUGGACUCCUUGGUAAAUAGACUGUUAAUAUUCUCAUUGCCUCCCAUCAACUUCUUCCUCUUC